UGAGCAGGUUCGAUUGAGCUUCGCACGGACGCGGUUGCAUCGGACUCGCCAUGGAACAGUCGACAAGGAAGGCUGAGGAUCCAAUCCAGUACAGGGCGCGGCAGGGUCAACAACUUGCACAAGGGGCCACGAGGCGCUCCAUCGCGCUGUGGCGGCUCGUCCUAUGUGGGUUUGCUAUGCUGGCGCUGUGCUCGAUCGGCCUGUUCUACCAAGUGCAGUUUCUCUCGAUCACAACAGCCCCACAACACAUGCGGUCCGAGCACCUUGUACAAUCGCAAUCUGCUUCACCACCACGUUCAUCCGCACAGCAACGACAGGCGGUAGACCUAUUGGAUGACGACAUCUUGCGACCUGGAAACCCAUAUCCGUCGUACGUCUGCAAAGGGUGGCGGCAAACUGGUGGCUGCGACCCCGAUGGCGAACGAGAGCCUGGAAACGACCUGGGAUGCAACGCUGCCAUUUCAGGAGGCCUGUCAGGGUACUGCGAAUUUUUCAACCCCGUCCAGAACGAGACGGUCCAUCUCAUGAAGAUGUCGUGCGGGUCGCUUCGCAAGCACGUUUCGUUCUCGUGCAACAUGACGGCGGACACUAUCAUGUUCCACCAGUAUGCUGCUGUCUAUCGCCAUCCUUGGAAUGUACGUUGUAUCGAUCCGCUUCCACCCGAAUGUAGGCCGGACGUGGUGCGUCAUCCGGCUGCACUCUGUGUAGAUGCAAGGCACCCCCGAGUCCCGCAACUUUAUCGACAGCAACUCGUUCACCGGAUUGGACUUCCAUGCGACCACGCCUCGGAAAUACCCUGAUCGGGCCUGGUACGAUCAAGAGACGACGGAGUCGUCGGCGGUGACGCGCCAAACGUCGCGCGGAAUCGUCAUGGUCGUGUAUGGCAAAGCGCUUGUUCCAUUGUAUGCGACCGUGCAGUACCUUCGCCACGACCUGGCAUCGACCCUUCCGAUCGAGAUUUGGUAUCGUUCGGAUGAAGUCAACCCGCACAACAACUCUGUCUUGGCCGCGAUCGCGAACCUUCCACAUGUGCACAUGCGCGAAAUCCUCGAUCCACUGGCGCAAGGGUUUUACGUGAAGCCGUACGUCAUCUUUUUUUCCCAGUUUCGACAGGUGCUGUUCCUGGAUGCGGACAACCUGCCACUCCACGACCCCGCGUUCCUCUUUGAUACGCCGGAAUUCAAGCGCGAUGGCGCGAUCUUCUGGCCCGACUUUUGGCACCCCGAGAACACAAUAUUCAACGUCCACCGCGGCAGCUUUGUCUGGACGCUUCUCAACCAUCCGUUUGUCGACAUGUUUGAGCAAGAGAGCGGCCAACUUGUCAUUGACCGCGCGAGAUGCGAACGCGCGCUGCACCUGCUUAUGUUUUACGCGUUCCAUCGAAUUCGGCCCCAGGAACCGAUCGAGUACUCGAUGUUGGACGACGGGCCAGUGCUUCCCGUGGACCCCAACUUGAUCGCUGCACUCGCGUUGGUGUGGGGGGACAAGGACCUGUUUCGUCUGGCAUGGCUCAAGACCAACACAUCGUUCUACAUGGUCGAGCGGCCGCCGGGAGCGCUCGGCGUGUAUGGGAAACCGCCGAUGAAAGGUGAUCGUGGAGGGUUCACCCCGGAAGACGACGAAACCCUGCCCGUUCGCUUCUGCGGCAAGGCCAUGGUCCAGUACAACAUCGGGAACCAGUCGCAGGAACCGUUGUUUCUCCAUCGGAACACUGUCAAGCUCAGCCAAACAAACACGACUCGCGUGAAGCAGUGGUUUGCGUUCCAAGAGCUGCGGCCGUCCAUCGCCAAGUACCAAGACGUCAAGGACAAGUACGUGAUUCAGGCGUGGGCAGAGCGCACGAGCUGCUUUGGCGAACACCUCGGCGCCACGGAAGCGUUCUCGCUCGCUGACACGAACGGCACCAUUUUUGAAGCAGCAGAGGCCCAACUGCUCAAGUACGCAGACCAAGCCGCGGCGAUGCUUCCUCCGGAAAAAACGCCGCCGCCGGCGAAAAAACGACCGAUUGCGCCGACCGUCGCGCGCUCGCAUCCCAUCAAGAGUCCAGCCGCCGAGCCAGACCUGAAGGACCUCAUGCUUGGAUAAAUGCCAGCACAAACGUUUUGAGUUGGAGUGUCGCCCGUGCUCAGUAGAGCACAGAUGUAACAAUAGCGUCAUGCCAAACUCGGAGGCGCUUGUUCGACGGAAAAGAACCCACACGCCGGGCGGAGGUCCCCUUCAUACACCAGUAGAACUCAGCUGCAUCAUGUCAU
Messenger RNA from Aphanomyces invadans, 2252 nucleotides. RefSeq lists its product as hypothetical. The transcript has 2 exons. Bases 709 to 2085 code for a protein of 458 amino acids. NCBI's taxonomy places the organism in Eukaryota, Oomycota, Saprolegniomycetes, Saprolegniales, Verrucalvaceae. The record is from RefSeq and is a predicted model, not a curated record. Gene Ontology annotation, biological process: mannan biosynthetic process. Gene Ontology annotation, cellular component: Golgi apparatus. Gene Ontology annotation, molecular function: alpha-1,2-mannosyltransferase activity.